AAAAAAAACGAAAAGAAAAUGAAGGCGCGCAAUUAAUGCAAACACAUGCAGCCUCCUGCGUGAGGUGAUAACGGCUCCAUAUUGUCAUAGCGAUCUACACCCGAUUGAUACCGUAUAAAUACACGGACACACAAGGGCACACAUAUAUUGCCACGACAUAUACACAUCACAAAGCAAAACCAGCAAGCCACCAAUGGCCGCCGCCGCCGCCGCCGUGCUCUUCGCCGCCGUCCUCCUGCUCCUCUUCUCCGCCGCCGCCGCGCUCUUCGCCGCCGUCCUCCUCUUCUUCAUCUCCGCCGGCCCAGCCACGCCAGCCCAGGUAGAGAAAGAGACACACAUAAAACUCUACUGGCAAGACAUACUAAGCGGCCCAAGCCCAACAGCUGUGCAAGUAGCCCGGGCCGCCACGACCAACACCUCCAAGACCUUCUUCGGGACCGUGACAGUCAUCGACGACCCGCUCACCGCCGGGCCGGGCCUCAACACCUCGAGAAUCAUGGGCCGGGCCCAGGGCACUUACGUGAGCGCGGGGAAGGACACGCAGGCGUUUCUGAUGAACAUGAACUUCGUCUUCGCCGCCGGCGAGCACGCCGGGAGCAGCGUGGCCAUCAUGGGCCGGAGCGAGGUGGCCGCUGCCGUCAGGGAGUUGGCUGUUGUUGGUGGGACCGGGAAGUUCAGGUGGGCCCGCGGGUACGCGCUGGCCAGGACGUGUAGCUUGGAUGUCGUCACUGGGGAUGCCACCGUCGAGUACAACGUCUUCGUCAGACACUAAUACAAGCUCUAAUUAUGAAUUAGUCGCACAUUUAAGCUAGUGACCAGCUUAAUUAAUUGUGAUGUUUAAUUAAUAUAGUAUGCCGAUCGAUUGGACGGAUUUGGUUGGUUGGUUGAAUUUGAAUUUACGAUCCAUUUACACGUGAAUGUACGUACGUACAACUUAAUUUAGUUUUGCUCACUGUAUACCUUGUACCGUUGUACGUAUUCUUUUUCUCGUUGCUCUGUUCUCGUCCACAGAAGCGGCGAGAAGAUACGGGAAGUUGCUGUGUCGUGGUCAUCACGUAUCUAACAACCGGUCACUACUGUAUUUUCCGGUUGGAACAAUAAGUGAAGACAAAAUUAGUUGGAUCGAUACUGUAGCUUUUUCAUUUAUUCAGUACUACAGUGAAACUGCGCACGCCAUUUAUUCAGCAUACUGUCAGUAACUAGUUUCGACAAAGAGUCUACUGAUAUAAAUUCAAAUUCAUGUCAUAUAUAAAAACCUUAACGAAACUUAAUACGUGCUAUGUGUUAAAAAAGAGAGAAUACAUUAUUAAUUUGUUGUGCAGAAAUACAUGUAGGUACCCAUCAUAACAAUUUAUGAAACGUUUAAUUAUAGAUAGAAAAGAAAUUAUACAACAGAACCCUUAGAGGACACGUAAAGUCUUGUUCGUAGGACAGCAAAAAUACCAAUGAUGCUUACAAGCAAGAAUGUCCGGCAGCCAAUUUUUGUUCAAUCACUAUGAUUCCAAACCUAACGUACAA
Messenger RNA from Brachypodium distachyon (stiff brome), 1518 nucleotides. RefSeq names its product dirigent protein 22-like. Lineage: Eukaryota; Viridiplantae; Streptophyta; Magnoliopsida; Poales; Poaceae. The record is from RefSeq and is a predicted model, not a curated record. The transcript has a single exon. Bases 194 to 772 code for a protein of 192 amino acids.